Messenger RNA from Zasmidium cellare ATCC 36951, 1779 nucleotides. RefSeq lists its product as uncharacterized. The coding region runs from base 1 to 1779 and encodes 592 amino acids. Lineage: Eukaryota; Fungi; Ascomycota; Dothideomycetes; Mycosphaerellales; Mycosphaerellaceae. Gene Ontology annotation, biological process: DNA-templated transcription. Gene Ontology annotation, molecular function: DNA binding; zinc ion binding. The transcript has a single exon. The record is from RefSeq and is a predicted model, not a curated record.
AUGCGUGGAAAACAUCGAAGAGUCACGGCGCACACACGACCCGCAGCUUCUGAUGGGCAACUGCGGCCAGAGGUCGAGGCAGUGACUCAGGAUGAAGAAGUUCCUGCCGGGUCUGGAAUAGAUCGUAUCAACCCAGGGAGUGGAACAUCGGUUGUAGCCUUCGAGGACGAAGACGAGAUCUUCCUAGGCGAAUCCAACGCCUUGCGAUACGUGCAGAACGCCUCAAAUCCAUCCUCAGGAAGACAUGGAAGGCACCGUGUCGAUGCAGAGCCGAGCCAUCAAUGGAGUUGUGGACCUGUUAAUUGCGAAGCUGCUCUCAAAUUUCCCAGUCGACAUCUGCAGGAAGCACUCCUCACAGCCUAUUUUCGAUGGUUUCAUUACAGCUUCCCCAUCGUCGAUGAGCCUGACAUAUGGAAGAGAUGGCAGACCAACGCCAUACCGGCCUUACUCCUCCAAUCACUCCUCUUCAUCGGUGCCACGCAUUGCGAGGACUCCGUGCUCGAAAAACUUGGGCACAAGUCUCGACAGGAAGCCAAGCACGCGUUCUUCUCUAGAGUAAAGACUCUUUACGACAACGACUUCGAGUCCUCAAAGCUGGUCAUCGGACAGUCUUUGUUCUUGAUGAGCUUCUGGCGAGGCGAUCCGUUGGCGGAGAAGGAUUCGAGGCAUUGGAUAGGGGCUGCGAUUGCAUUGCUGCAGAAGAUGGGCUUCCAUCGAACGGGUCAUGCGCAAGGAGUUCGAAAGCGGCUCUGGUGGGCGGUCUACAUUCGUGAAAGACAGAAUGCGGCUACAUUAGGUCUACCCAAUCGCAUCCGCGAUGAGGACUGCGAUGUCGAGAGCCUGCGGAGGGAGGAUUUUGCCCUAGCCUUCAUGCCCACAUUCGCGGCGGAAAACGUCGACGUUGUCAUCAACUUCAACAUGGGCAUGGCGAGAAUGGCAACCUUGCUCGGCGAGGUACUGCAGACAUGCUACCCUCCCAGCAGGACGGUCGACGCAAGUGAGCACCCAGACCUGCAUGCAAAGCUGCUGCGAUGGCGAGCAGAUCAUCUGGGCACCAUGCCCAUCAGCGUCGCCGACGGCGCAGCCUGUAGAAACUUCUACGUCAACAUGCUGCUGAUGGCAUACCACAACCUGAGAAUCCUGAUGUUCCAAUCCGAUCGACCUGAGCUUCGAAAUGAACAGAACGGUGGGAUGUGUAGCAGCCACGUUGUGGACGCAUCGACGGCGAUCUGUCGGAUCGUAGAAGAUAUGCUGUCGUCCAAGGAUAUUGGCCAUUGUCAAAUCCAUGUCAUCACCAACAUCUUCAACACUCUUUGCAUCCAAACGCUGGGACUUCGAACCUGGACGGGCGAGAGAAGGACCUUGGCAGUAUACAGGGCCAAAAUCUGCCUGCUUGGACUCCGUGAACUGCAGAAAACUUGGGAUGUGACGAACUGGGUGCUACGGUUGUACUUCAGGUAUCUUGAUGACGGUACGGCUGCUCGAUUGGCUAUGGAAGGAGCUGAAGAGGACCUACCGCCAUCGACUCGCCAGUCCCAGGAGCAGCACCAUCAUGAGCAAUCAGUCCAACAACCAGAGCCUUUGUUGUCCAGCGCAACGCAACAGUAUGAUAACGGUCAAGCCAUGGAGUUCAUGCCCAACAUGCCUUUCCCUAUGCCCAAUGGGCCUGAUGCUUCACUCCUGGCUGAGCUAGGUGAUGGCUUCGUCUUCAAUGGAAACGGUAUUUUAGAAGACCAUGUUUGGCAUCCAGAUCUCUUCGCAGGAGUAGGAGUAGUAUAG